AUGGCGAAAGAAGUAGAGAAGUACGUAAAGUCAUGUGAAAUAUGCAUUCUGAUGUCUCGAAAAGGUCCACCACAACCUCUAUCAUCUAGAGAACUGCCAGAGAAUCUAUGGGAAAUCUUCCAGAUUGAUUUCCUCUCUAACCCGGGGUUUGCAACGGGGGAGUUUCUGGUGAUUGUUGACAUCUACUCACGUUAUUUGUCGGUAGUAGAGAUGAAGCGACUGGAUGCAGACCACACAAAUGCGGCCUUAUGUGAUGUAUUCCAGAGAUGGGGAUUGCCACGUGUGCUUCAAAGCGAUAAUGGCUUUUCAAAGGCCUUUCAGAGCGCCGUUUUUAUUUCCUUCUGGGAAGAGAAGGGAGUAAAGGUUCGAAAGGCAAUUCCUAUGAGUCCACAAAUAAACGGCGCAGUGGAAAGACAGAAUCCCGGAAUAACCAAAGCUUUAACGGCAGCCAAAUUAGAGGGCAAGAAUUGGAGGUGGGCACUUAACCAAUAUGUUCAUAACCACAACACCCUUGUGCCCCACUCACGGUUAAAAGUUACGCCGUUUGAAUUGCUUGUUGGGUGGAAAUUCCGCGGUACGUUCCCCAGCCUAUGGCAGCACAAGGAACAAGCGUUGGACCAAAUUGACAUCCGAGAACGGGAUGCGGAUACUAAGCUGAAUAGCAAGAAACAUGCGGAUACGAAACGUGGUGCCAAACCAUCGGAAGUAAAAUUGGGAGAUUUGGUACUCAUCACACAGCAGAAGAAAACAAAAACUGAUCCUAACUUUUCAUCGUAG
Molecule: messenger RNA, 777 nt
Organism: Armigeres subalbatus
Lineage: Eukaryota; Metazoa; Arthropoda; Insecta; Diptera; Culicidae
Exons: 1
Coding region: 1-777 (258 amino acids)
Biological process (GO): DNA integration
Molecular function (GO): nucleic acid binding
Source: RefSeq, a predicted model, not a curated record